Messenger RNA from Aspergillus bombycis, 927 nucleotides. RefSeq lists its product as uncharacterized. NCBI's taxonomy places the organism in Eukaryota, Fungi, Ascomycota, Eurotiomycetes, Eurotiales, Aspergillaceae. The transcript is spliced from 3 exons. The record is from RefSeq and is a predicted model, not a curated record. The coding region runs from base 1 to 927 and encodes 308 amino acids.
AUGCUAACCAAAUUUGGCAAUUCGAAGCUCGCCGCUUUACCAAUUAUGAUAUCUAAAAAAGGAGAUGGAUUGGAUACCUUUCGACGCAUCUUUGAGGAGUUUUGUGCUAAGUCUAAUAUUGUUAGGUCUUUCACCGCGGACGAUCUGGAAGAUAAUAAAGGGUUCAAGAAUCAGCUUGUCGAAUUAAAUAUAACUCUGCAAAGUCUUGCUGCAACAUCGUAUCUAUUAUCAGUUGCUGGGCGUGAAACCUUCCGAAAUAAUCGUCGCCAGUUUAUAUCAGUAGCCGACUCAUUGAAAUUUGAAGUCUCACGGCUUUUCGCUCUGCUAAACGCAAUACUUGACCGACAGUCAGAUGUAAUUAUCUGGGAUAAUGGCUACGCUGCUAUUGCACAAUCCACCCCUCCGCCUAAGUUGACUCCUUAUCCUUUCCAAACGCCUCAAUCUCUUAACACGAGCACUUUUGUCAACUCCUCUGAGAAGAGAAAAUAUGUCGAUGCAGUGUUGGAAGAAGAGCUGGGAUCAAUAUACGUUGGUAUACAUAACUUUGACGACGUAUUUUUCUGUAUUGAAGGCUUAAACGAAGCUACUGCGGCUGUGUUCCAACGAUGUCAGGAAGGUGAUAGCCCAUUGUUUGCUGCAGAUUGCGGGUGGCAGAACUGGCCCGAGAGCGCGAAGGAAAGGGAGGUUUUAGACUGGCUGUCUACUUGGAUCGAUAAAAUCCGCAGUAUGGCAAGCAGCGAAAACAAUGCCCUAGAGUCGUCUCGUACAAUUUUGACACAACCCAAUCGGCCAUUAGAGGAAUCCACAGCGGGGCGCAAACUCGACAUUGGUAUUGUCACCAAUUCAACAGAUCAGGAAAAGUAUGACUGGCCACGGGUCUUGGUUCUUGGAAAGCUAAAGAGCAAUUCGAAAGAAGACAUGGCGUGA